GCGAGCAUCCUCGUCAUCUUUCUCGCUCGCUGGCUUCAUUCCAUUAGGGAAGGGAAAGGGUAAAGGAAGGGGUCGAUGAGGACCGAAGGAGGAGACGAAGACAGGCAGCUGCUUUGCUGUUGGAAUGAUAGCCAGCAGGGCCUCCUCUCUAUUCAGGAGUUGAUAAGAUAAAUUAGUCCCCUUUAUUGUCUCUUGCUUCGUGUUUUUGCAGAUUGAAUCGUGUUUCAAGCUUUGCGAGCUCGUACGUGAUAUCAAGGCCCUUUCUUGAUUUUCAGCCUAUCACGACAGUGUACUUAUCAUGGUCUAAGCUUUGGUUCGAAGAUGGGUGGUACUAAAGAAUCAUUCGGUUCGGCAGGGCAGAUUAAGAAGCACAAGAAAGUCGACCUUGUUGGGAGAUCGAUUUCUGCUCAAGCUAGUACUCAUGAAGAGCUUGCAGUAAAAGAUGAGAUGAUUGACUCUGAGGAAGGUAGUCAAGUUCAAGAAGUGCAAGUUGUCAGCUCUGGUACAGACAUAGGCAGUGAUACUACUCAUGCAGACAAUGAAAUGGUCUCUUCUGAAAAGCAUUCUAUUUCAGUUGAGGUUGGUUCAUUAAUGCGCUUCAUCAAAGAAAAAGGGGGAUCUACUCAGAAAAAGAUAGAGGAGGACAUGGGAGUUAAGAUUUUAUUUCCUUCUUCAAAGGAGGACAGUAUCGUGAUUGAAGGAAGUUCCGCUGAUGGUGUAGCAAGAGCUUCAAAGAAAAUACAAGCUAUAAUUGAUGAGACAGUGCAAAGCCGAAGUCUGGAUUAUUCCCACUUCGUUUCGCUUCCUCUGGCAAUACACCCCGAAUUGGUAGACAAGCUCUUGCUGUUCCAGAAAUGUAUACUCGGAACUGAUGGUUCCUCUGCAGAUGUGAUAGAUACUGAGUCGAGUGAACAUAUCUCUGAAGGUGAAGAUGGUGAAGGUAGUGACCAGCCGGUAAGUAAUGUUGCAGUGAAGCUGAAUGUUGAAGAUGGCCAUGAACAAGUUAAGGUGGAUAUAACCCGCAUUCCGCUUGUUAGUUACGCGCCGAAGGCAAAACCAAAGGCAUCGGAGUCUUCCUCAUUAUCUGAGUUGGGAAUCGACGAGUCAAUAUUUAUUAAACCCAAAACAUUCCACCUUACUGUUCUUAUGUUGAAGCUAUGGAACAAAGAACGAGUUGCUUUGGCUACUGAGGUUUUGCAGAGCAUCUCCUCAAAAGUAAUCGAUGCAUUGGAUAAUCGUCCUAUCUUCAUAAGGCUUAAAGGACUGGAUUGUAUGAAAGGUUCUUUAGCCAAAGCUCGUGUACUUUAUGUGCCGGUGGGAGAAAUUGGUAGCGAGGGCCGACUCCUACGUGCUUGUCAAGUUAUUAUUAAUGCAUAUACAGAAGCAGGACUUGUCCUUGAGAGAGAUGCUAAGCAAACUUUAAAGUUGCAUGCCACUGUCAUGAAUGCAAGGCACAGAAAAUGGAAGAAGACAAAGACAAGGACUAAAAUGGCCGACUCGUUUGAUGCGCGAGGGAUCUUCAAGCAGUAUGGAUCUGAAGAGUGGGGUGACUAUUUGAUCCGUGAAGCUCACCUUUCACAAAGGUUUGUGUUUGAUGACAAUGGUUAUUACCACCGUUGUGCUUCAAUACCUUUUCCAGAAAGGAUGCAGUUGGACUGAUCAACUUGAAUGUGCAUAGUAGACUUAAUUUCUGGCAUUAAACUUUUGCUUAUUAGGUUUGCUUUUAGCACUCCAGCUAUCACUAUAUACAUAUAUACGGAAGAACUAUUCCUUGACUCGAUUCUGUGAAGGCAAAGAUAAAGUAUGUGCAGCUUGUAGCUGUUGCCUUGUUGGGUGGUUGUAUUUGUUUGUAUGUGCUGUCAAGUUCAUCAACAGCAUUGACCUU
Punica granatum (pomegranate) is the source of this 1885-nucleotide messenger RNA. The record is from RefSeq and is a predicted model, not a curated record. Lineage: Eukaryota; Viridiplantae; Streptophyta; Magnoliopsida; Myrtales; Lythraceae.